This is a messenger RNA of Condylura cristata (star-nosed mole), 2314 nucleotides long. RefSeq names its product ilvB (bacterial acetolactate synthase)-like (gene ILVBL). Gene Ontology annotation, biological process: L-valine biosynthetic process. Gene Ontology annotation, molecular function: acetolactate synthase activity; magnesium ion binding; flavin adenine dinucleotide binding. Gene Ontology annotation, cellular component: acetolactate synthase complex. The coding region runs from base 156 to 2054 and encodes 632 amino acids. The record is from RefSeq and is a predicted model, not a curated record. The transcript has 15 exons. NCBI's taxonomy places the organism in Eukaryota, Metazoa, Chordata, Mammalia, Eulipotyphla, Talpidae.
GCCCUGCCCUGUGUUGGAUACGUGAGGGGCGUGGCCGCGCGGAAAGUCGCGAUGGGGGCGUGACCUGGAACCCGGGCUGGGCAGACUGGCCUCUGGCUGACAGAUCUGUCCGCUCUAGGUCCUGGCACUGACCUUUCCCCCCACGGUGCCAUCUCAUGGAGACCCCCGACGCCUCCGCCCCUGCCUGGAGCUUCUUUCCCUCCUUCUUGUUCCUGGUCUGCGGAACCCUAGGGGCCGCCCUGUUGGGUGCCGCGCAUCGCCUGGGGCUCUUCUAUCAGUUGAUGCACAAGGUGGACAAGGCAAGCAUCCGGCAUGGUGGGGAGAAUGUGGCCGCCGUGCUGAGGGCCCAUGGUGUGCAGUUCCUCUUCACACUGGUUGGUGGGCACAUUUCACCAGUGCUGGUGGCCUGUGAGAAGCUGGGCAUCCGCGUGGUGGACACACGCCAUGAAGUCACGGCGGUUUUUGCUGCUGACGCUGUGGCCCGCCUGACUGGGACGGUGGGUGUGGCAGUGGUGACAGCAGGACCAGGACUCACCAACACAGUGACUGCAGUGAAGAAUGCGCAGAUAGCUCAGUCCCCAGUGCUGCUGCUGGGUGGCGCUGCUAGCACUCUGCUGCAGAACCGGGGUGCACUUCAGGCCAUUGAUCACAUGUCCCUUUUCCGGCCUCUCUGCAAGUUCUGUGCAUCUGUGCGGAGGGUGAGGGACAUCAUGCCCACCCUGAGGGCUGCGAUGGCUGCUGCCCAGUCAGGCACACCAGGCCCAGUGUUUGUGGAGCUACCCAUUGAUGUGCUGUACCCCUACUUCAUGGUCCGGAAGGAGAUGGUGCCAGCCAAGCCACCCAAGGGCCUUUUAGGUCAAGUGGUCUAUUGGUACUUAGAAAAUCACCUGGCUAACCUCUUUGCAGGAGCCUGGGAGCCCCAGCCUGAGGGGCCUCUGCCUUUGGACAUACCGCAGGCACCUCCUCAGCAGGUUCAGCGCUGUGUGGAGAUCUUGAGCCGGGCCAAAAAACCCCUCCUAUUGCUGGGGAGCCAGUCCACCCUGCCCCCGAUAUCUGCCGACAAGCUUCGGGCUGCUGUGGAGACCUUGGGCAUCCCCUGCUUCCUGGGGGGGAUGGCACGGGGGCUGCUGGGCUGCAACCACCCCCUCCACAUCCGGCAGAACCGCAGCGCUGCCCUGAAGAAGGCUGAUGUUGUCAUCCUGGCAGGAAUUGUGUGUGACUUCCGCCUGUCCUACGGCCGUGUCCUCAACCGCAGCAGCAAGAUCAUCAUUGUCAACCGGAACCGGAAAGAGAUGUUGUUAAAUUCAGACAUGUUCUGGAAGCCCCAUGAGGCUGUGCAGGGAGAUGUGGGCUCCUUUGUGCUGAAGCUGGUAGAGGGCCUUCGAGGCCAGAUAUGGGCCUCGGACUGGACAGAGGAGUUGAAACAAGCUGACCGGCAGAAGGAGCAGGCCUUUCGGGAGAAGGCAGCAGUGCCUGUAGCCCAUCAUCUGAACCCAGUGAGGGUGUUGCAGCUGGUGGAGGAUACUCUGCCUGACAACUCAAUUCUGGUGGUUGACGGUGGGGACUUCGUAGGCACUGCUGCCCACCUGGUGCAGCCUCGUGGUCCACUCUGCUGGCUGGAUCCUGGGGCCUUUGGGACUCUGGGGGUUGGCGCAGGAUUUGCACUUGGGGCUAAACUGUGUCGGCCAGAUGCUGAGGUCUGGUGCCUGUUUGGGGAUGGAGCCUUUGGUUACAGUCUUAUUGAAUUUGACACUUUCGUCAGACACAAGAUCCCAGUGAUGGCCUUGAUAGGGAAUGAUGCUGGCUGGACCCAGAUUUCUCGGGAGCAGGUGCCAAGUCUGGGCAGCAAUGUGGCCUGUGGCUUGGCCUACACUGAUUAUCAUAAAGCGGCCAUGGGUUUGGGAGCCCAGGGCUUGCUGCUUUCACGGGAGAAUGAGGAUCAGGUGGUCAAGGUACUGCGUGAUGCCCAGCAGCAAUGCCGAGAUGGCCACCCAGUGGUGGUCAACAUCCUCAUUGGGAAGACAGACUUUCGUGAUGGUGCCAUUUCCAUAUAGGGCUUUAAGGGUCAGUGCCCUUGGGUCUCUCCCCACCCUGGACUGUGCCCAGCUGGUUUGGAGUCUUAUUCUUGCCUGCUUUGGGUUUUUUUCAUGAGGCCCAGUGACUCUACAUCCCUCCCGGAGGAGAAGGGGCUGAGACUCGCCUCUUGUAGUGCCAGAGAGCACCUGGGACUUCUUUGUGGGCCCAACUAUGCCCUUUCCCCCAUCUCUUACAUAUUGAAUAAACCACUUGUGGUCCAUGUGGAUCCAAUUACUCA